CCAGUGCUGAGUUGGCAAUCUUGCAAUCAUCGGAGUUUACCAGCCGAAUCCCACCCUAACCUCAAAAUUUACAUGUUUUUCCUCAAUUUUUCCAGGUGGGCAGGAAAAAAGAAAUAAAAAAAAAUCAUCACCGUUGACUGAUAAAAAAAAAUAUUUCAACGUACAAUUGUCCACGUCGAGUGACUGAAAGUACUUAAACACUCGAUUGUACAUCGAACACAUGUACUUAAUACUCGUGAAUAGGAUAUUCAUGAUUAAUUGUAUAAACAUUUGAAUGAGUUAUGGGUGGACAAAAAUUUCAGUACGACGAGAGCGGUGGAACGUUUUUCUAUUUUCUACUGUCAUUUCUGGGACUUGUGCUUGUACCUGGGACUUACUACCUCUGGCCACGAUCGCCUAAACAAGCUCCAGAUCAGUUAUUGAGGAAGUGUAAGUGUCCAGGAUGCAAGAAGAAGAACGAGAUCCUGGCCCAGCAGAAUCCUGCCAAGGCGACAAAGAUGAUUCUGAUAAAAGUUUUCAUCAUCGUCUGCUGGUUAUUCCUGGCCUUACUCGCCUACAAGGUCUCCCAAUAUGAUGCAGAGAUGGCGAACUUCGAUCCUUACGAGAUUCUCGGAGUAUCUGCGGGAGCAUCGGAGCGUGAGAUAAAAAGAUCCUAUCGCAAGCUCUCGUUGAUCCUUCAUCCUGAUAAAGAGACUGGUGAUGAGAAGGCCUUCAUGAAGCUGACGAAGGCGUACCAAGCGUUGACGGACGACGAGGCUCGUUCAAACUGGGAAAAAUACGGGAAUCCGGAUGGUCCGGGUGCCAUGUCCUUUGGUAUUGCUCUCCCCUCGUGGAUUGUGGAGAAGAAGAACUCGGUGUGGGUUCUGGGGCUGUAUGCCAUGGUCUUCAUGGUGGCCCUGCCGACGGUGGUGGGCAUGUGGUGGUACAAGAGCAUCAAAUACACAGCAGAUCAGGUUCUCCUCGCAACGACGCAAAUCUACUACGCCCUCUUCAGCGGUACCUGUACCACAGUCCUCAAACGCGUCAUCAUGAUCCUGGGUGCCUCCUAUGAGUUCUGUCGUGGUUUCAAUGCUGAAAUAGUAGAGCGUCAGUCUGACAACGAGGAGGUACCAUCAUUGAUAAAAAAACUCCCCAACCUGGGAGAAAAGAACAAGGAGACUCCUCUCUGUCAUCUCUACUCCAUAAAAGCCAGAGCGAUAAUUCACGCUCAUCUCAACAGAAUUCCCCUGAAUCCCCUGACCCUCGAGAAAGAUCGCCAGUACAUCAUAAAAAAGUGUCCCUAUCUCAUCCAGGAGAUGGUAACGUGUGUCAAUCUGUUGGUCAUGCUGGCGUACUCUGGAAGAAUUCCCCUGUUACCCACCAUUCACACCAUCGAGAACUGCAUGAAACUGUCACCCAUGAUUGUUCAGGGCUUCGGUGAGUUUGCCAAUCCUCUACUGCAGUUGCCACACAUUGAGGAGGAGCAUUUGAAGCACUUCCUGGGGAAGAAGAAGAACAUCAAGACUCUUCAACAGCUGGCACAGCUCAAGGGAAAUGAGAGGAGGCAACUUCUGAGGAUGCUGAGUGAUGAACAGUAUGAGGAUGUCAUGAGGGUUUUGGGGAACAUGCCUUACAUCGACUUCAAGGUACAAUCGGAGGUAGUCGAUGACGACAAUCCAACUGUCUACACUGCUGAUGCAUUUGUAACAGUAACCGUGACCCUGACUAGAAGAGACAUGAGAGAAUUAUUUGGUGACGAAACAGCGAAGGAAAAGACUGUGGAUGAGGGUGAAGAGAAGGAGGAUAAAGACGAUAAGGAUGAUCAGUCUGCCCCAAUGAAGAAGCCCACCUGGAUGAAGCAGAAAAAAGGUGGAAAAUCGAAAAUCGAUAAGAAGAAGAAGCAAAGAGUGUCGAAGAAAGCCACCCCGAAGGGCAAAAAAUCACCAGAGGAUGAAAAUGAGAAAGAAAAGGAUCCUCAGGGGAGCGUGGAUCAAGCCAAAGAGCUAGUCACCGAGCAUUCUGAUGCUGAGAGUGAAAAGAGCGAUGAGGAGCCUGAAAAAGUCAAGGAAGUCAAUCAGGAGGAUGACGAUGAGGAGUGGGAGAAAUUCCAACAGAGGAUAGCCAAAAAGGAGAGAGUCCUCGAGGGUAGGAGCAAUGUCUCCCAUGAAGUUCACUGCCCCCUCUUCCCGGAUGUCAAGCAGGAGUACUGGUGGGUCUAUAUGUGUGACAGAAAAUCUCACACCCUCAUCACAACACCCAUUCAUGUCACGGGGCUAGUUGACAGAGAGGAAGUGCAACUCAAAUUUGCCGCCCCCAGCUGGCCAGGGCUCUACACUUUCGCGGUGUGCCUCAGGAGUGACUCCUACCUGGGAUUCUAUCAGACUCAGGACAUCAAGUUGGAUGUCAAAGAAGCCCCAGCAAUACCCACUCAACAUCCUCAGUGGGACAUUUCCGACGAAGAAACUGCCGAGGAGAAUGACGCAGUCGAUGAACAUUCCGAGUAUACUACAGAUGAGGACAUCAGUGACAAUGAAUAAGAAAAAAACCAAAUUAAUUAAGUAAUUCAAAGUAAUUCAUAGAUGAAGUGGUAGAACUAUUUAACCAUUCCAACGUAGAUGUGCAAUUAUAUGGGUAAUGAGGUGGUUUAGAGGAAAAUGUUAUUGACAUUUUCUGUUGGAAAUUUAUUUCUGUACAAAAAAUGUUUACUGACAUUUUUCUGUAAAACUAGUCAUUACGGAGAUAAUUGCAAUUAACGUAAACGUUGAAUUUCAAUUGUUGAUUCGGCAGAAUGUACUUCUUUUUCAAUUCACACUGAAAGGAUCUUCAGGUUAUUUAACACGUCAAACUGUUUUGAGUUGAGGCUAAAUCGAUUUUGUUCAGGUUUUAGAUAAAAGUAGCUCCCUAAUUUUUGAGUUCCACCACUUCAUUGCCAGUAAAUAAUGAAAAUUAACUAAUUGAAGUCAAAUAAAUGAAGUAAUUAAGUACAGCUGACGAGGAUAAUCAGCUCGGCAGCUACUGUCUCUUCAUAUUCCUUUUUAUACUAACAAAUCAAUGAAUAAAAACGAAAAAUAUCCGUUGAUUAGUGGAUGAGAUCUAAAUUUAUAUCGUCAUAGACAAACUGCAGUUAAUUAUGAAAAUAGACGUACUUAUGAUAUUACUACCAGAUUUAAUUAGUGAAAAUGUGCAUUAUUGGGAUUAAUACCAUAACAUUUAUAAAUUCAUCGUGGGAUUAUAAAAUUAUACAAAUUAUACAUAAGAAUAAUAUUUAUUUUAACAAUUGUUGCUCGGUAUGAUUAACUUUAGGGAUGAGUACAUGUGCACAAUCUUUUUAAUAAAUGAUAUUGUCUAUCAA
Messenger RNA from Diachasmimorpha longicaudata, 3331 nucleotides. It is a transcript of the gene Sec63, whose product is annotated as translocation protein SEC63 homolog. The transcript is spliced from 6 exons. Lineage: Eukaryota; Metazoa; Arthropoda; Insecta; Hymenoptera; Braconidae. Bases 282 to 2516 code for a protein of 744 amino acids. Gene Ontology annotation, cellular component: Sec62/Sec63 complex. Gene Ontology annotation, molecular function: transmembrane protein transporter activity; RNA binding. The record is from RefSeq and is a predicted model, not a curated record. Gene Ontology annotation, biological process: post-translational protein targeting to endoplasmic reticulum membrane; SRP-dependent cotranslational protein targeting to membrane.